Molecule: messenger RNA, 4444 nt
Organism: Myotis lucifugus (little brown bat)
Lineage: Eukaryota; Metazoa; Chordata; Mammalia; Chiroptera; Vespertilionidae
Gene: FLYWCH1
Product: FLYWCH-type zinc finger 1
Exons: 11
Coding region: 647-2686 (679 amino acids)
Source: RefSeq, a predicted model, not a curated record
CCGGAGAAGCGGAAUUCUUGUGCCCCGAUGGGCUCUGCUGCGCGGGCUCCCCGGGAGCUCGCCUAGGCGAUCUCUGAGGCCGGCCCCCCCAACCCCCGGCGGGGUGACGCGCGCUCCCCACCACCCGCGGGACGGCGCGCGGGCGCGGGGCUCGCCCCCGAGAGGGCAUGUGGGGGCGGGGACCCGGAGCUCGUGUUGCGCUGGCCGGAGGGGCCUGGGCCGCAAGGUGGACGCCGUGACUGCAGCGGCCGAGGCCAGAGGACCUGCCGCGGCUCGGUCCCGGAGAAGGAGGGCCCCGCUGCCGUCGCCACCCGGCCGGUGCCCGGUGAAACCAGCUCAGAGAAUUGGUGGGAUUUGCCCCAGGUCUCCCAUCCAGCAAGCCAGCGCCAAGGACCUGGGUGUUGGCACCUGAGGAUGGUGGUUGUCGCUUUCUUGUAUGAAGGCCAGAAGCCAGGGAGCCCUCAGUGACCGCGGAUCCUCUGGACAGCUUCACAGCCCUGUCCCCGCCCAGCUGAGGCAGCGCCAGCACCAGCUCAAGCACAAGGACAGACACCCUGGACUGCCAGGUUCCUUGUCUGGGAGGAGGAGGGGAAAUCCAACAACUGGGGCCUGAGUGUGGUCUGGGGGACCGGCCGUUGGUCCCGGAAUGCCCCUGCCUGAGCCCAGCGAGCAGGAGAGCGCGAGUAUGAAGACUGGCCAGGAGCCGUCCGCUGAGACUGGCACAGAUGUCGCCCCCGCAGCCCCCACGGACUCCACAGACCCCAACGAAUACUUCAAUCUGGUCCUGGUCCUGGUAACGGUCUGCACCGGGGACGGGGAUGGCGUGGACUCCCUGCCCAAAGAAGUGCACUGUGCCAUGUCCCUGGAGAUGCCUGGCCCCGACACCCUGGGCAGAACCCUCCAGACCCUGCCAGCAGAGGAGCAGGGAGGGCCAGUCCAGCCAAGCCCCCAGGCCCUUGAGCAGAAAUGCAGCCAGCCAGACACAGCAGCCCCCAAGCCCCUGGAGUUCCUGAGGACCCCGUUCGGGGGCCGCCUCCUGGUGCUGGAGUCCUUCCUGUACAAGCAGGAGAAGGCAGUGGGGGACAAAGUGUACUGGAAGUGCCGAGAGCACACCGAGCUGGGCUGCCGUGGCCGGGCCAUCACCCGAGGCCCGCGGGCCACCGUGAUGCGGGGCCACUGUCACCCCCCUGACGAGGAGGGCCUGGAGGUCCGGCGCCGGAAACAGAAGCUGCUGCGCAGCCCAGCCCCGCCGGAGGGCUUGGGGAGUCCCCAGGUUCCCCGGAGGCCAGGUGGAGGAGCCACUCAAGGGGGUGAGCCCAAGCUGUGCCCUGAGGAUCCGGACCCGCCCCCAAAAGCUGAACUUUCCGGAGAACGCCCGCCCUUCGAGUUCUUGAAGACCUGUUAUGGGGGCAGCUUCCUGGUGCACAAGUCAUUCCUGUACAAGCGAGAGAAGGCUGUGGGAGACAAGGUGUACUGGACGUGCCGAGACCACGUCCUUCAUGGCUGCCGCAGCCGGGCCAUCACCCAGGGCCAGCGAGUGACCGUGAUGCGCGGCCACUGCCAUCCGCCCGACAUGGAGGGCCUGCAGGCCCGGCGGCAGCAGGAGAAGACCAUGGAGACGCAGAAGGCCAGGCCAGGCGGCCCUGGGGGCCAAGUGAACAAGCUGCUCCAAGGUGUGGACAGCCUGCUGUACCACAGGGGGCCUGGCACCCUGACCCUCACCAGGCCCCGGCCCAGAAAGCACACGAAGCCGCAGGCCCUGCAGGAAUCUCCCACCAGGGACCAGGAAAAGGGCCUGGGAGGCCCUGAGUUCUUGAGGACCCCUUUGGGGGGCAGCUUCCUGGUGCACGAGUCCUUCCUCUACAGGCGGGAGAAGGCCGCUGGCAACAAGGUGUACUGGACGUGCCGGGACCAGGCCCGCAUGCGCUGCCGCAGCCGGGCCAUCACCCAGGGCCAGCAGGUGACCGUGAUGCGAGGCCACUGCCACCCUCCUGAUCUGAUGGGCCUGGAGACCCUGAGGCAGCGGGAGAAACGCCCUGGUGUCGGCCAGAGGGGGAGUUCAGGAGACCCUGAGUUCCUGAGGACCCCUCUGGGCGGCAGCUUCCUGGUGCACGAGUCCUUCAUCUACAGGCGGGAGAAGGCCACUGGCGACAAGGUGUACUGGACGUGCCGGGACCAGGCCCGCAUGGGCUGCCGCAGCCGGGCCAUCACCCAGGGCCAGCGGGUGAUGGUAAUGCGCAGGCACUGCCACCCGCCGGACCUGGGGGGCCUGGAGGCCCUGAAGCAGCGCGAGCCGUUCCCCACCCAAGUCCUGAGGGAAGGUUCAGGACCCCCCCAGCCGCUGGAGUUCCUGAAGACUUCCCUCGGGGGCAGGUUCCUGGUGCACGAGUGCUUCCUCUACAGGAAGGAGAAGGCUGCUGGUGAGAAGGUGUACUGGAUGUGCCGGGACCAGGCCCGGCUGGGCUGCCGCAGCCGGGCCAUUACCCAGGGCCAGCAGGUGACGGUGAUGCGCGCCCACUGCCACAUGCCGGAUCUGGUUGGCCUGGAGGCCCUGAGGCGGCGUGAGCGGCUUCCCAUUGCAGCCCAGCAGGAGGAUCCAGAAAAGAUAAAACUGCUGACUAAAGUUCAACUGUGCUUCAAGAGUUAUUCUCCUGAAAGCCAGCAGAUUAAUGGCGAGUCUCAGUGAGGCCCGUCUCCGUUCCCACUGGUGUCGCCGGCAUCAAGGAUACUUCAUGUCCAUACAGGACCCUGGCAUUUCCCACCAAACUAGCUGCUGCUGGACAAAAGCUCUUUCUCACUCUUUCGAAGCAUCAACAGCUGUCACACUCCUCAGGAGGCCUCCAGGAGGAAUACCUGAUGGUGUCUUCACGCAGGCGAAGAGGAGUGCGAGGAGCUGGCAGCUUGAAGGUGUGCGUGAUGUGGGGAAGGCCUGACCUCCGAAAGAUCUGAAGAAGCAUCUUUUUACAAAGUCUUCCCUGUUCUGCCGCCCCAAGCCACAAACACCUAUCUGUUUCCAGAGCACGAGGCUUGCCAAGGACUUUCCCGCUGGGUGUGGCCCUGCUCUGGCCAGGGCACGUGUGGGGAACUUGUCGAUUUCUGGAGCUCAGCUGACCUGCCCUGCCGAGCUCCGGCCACUCAGGUGUUUUCUGGGCAGGUGCCACGUGGGCCCCUGUGCCCCUUGGCCACCUGCUGCUGGGACACAGCCAUCCCUCAGUUACAGAGCCGGCCAACCAGAGGCGCCACUACACACUGUCAGACUUUCUCCCUCACUGUUUUCCCAUUUAAACCCAAUGUCCAUGAUCCCAUGGCAGGAGUUGUUUCUGGCCAUGGGAGCCAGCACGGAUGUCCACAGGCAGUCAGCAUGGAGCAGACUCCACCUGGCUGAGGCCGCAGUGUCCUGGGUCAGCCACGUUCCUCUGAGGCAGGAGGAGAGGCAGACCUGGGUGGCGGCAGGCGAGCAUCUCUUUCUCCAGCCUGGUCACAGCAGAGAGCUGGCCUCGCAGGUCCAGGGGAGGCAGGGGCUGCUGCUUGCUCAUGAGGACUUGUCUUUGACAGCAAGGCUCCUGGCCCUCAUCCUGUAAUUGCAGAGGGAGCACAGACGGCAGGCUCUCUCUCCUGGCAAGCUGGCCAUGGAGCCUACCGUCCUUCUAUGGGACGGUGACAUCUCAGCGUCCCCCACCGUCCCUCUGCUUGUUCAUGUCCCGCAAUAAACCUUAUUUAAUAACUCACCAUGCAGAGCUGGUGUGUACAUCCACAUCCCCUUGGCAACAACAGAGGCCACCAAAGCCACACAGUCCACGUAUCUCAGUGGCGCAUGGUCGGAAAAUGGAGUUUCACUGGAACCUCACACAGGCCUGAGGUGCCUGGCGAGAAGCACUGAGCCCCAGCCAUUGCCACCUGCAGAGCCUGCCCUGUGCCUCUCCCGUGGGGUCUGCAGGCCGGCGACUUCCCUACUCCUAAGCCCCACAGCUGUCACCUUGGCUGGGCUCUAGGCACCCAGAAGUUGGGGUGCAGUGUGAGAAGAAUCUAAAGAGGAUGCAGGCCUCUCUUUCCUCCUGGACGUUCAUAUUGACGGAGCUGGUACACUCUUACUCUUCGCCACACCUGCUUUGACCUUGGAGGACAGAUGGAUGGUCCGUGUUGCUCACACUAAGGAUGCCGAUGGACAUGAAUUUGCACACUCCCAUCACCUUGGGUGGCCCCAUGGCCACUUCGCUACUGAACUCCAGAAGUGUCUUCUAAGUCCACUUCCUCCAUGGUUCGAAAGCCACAGAGAUGUCCCUUGCUCCAUCACUGUCACGGCAAAGUACAUAGGGCGGAUCCCUCUCUUGGAAGCUGGUGUCCCCUCUGCAGACAGCGUCAUCUCAGAGGAGUUGUGCUUUCCUUCCCUGCUCCCACUCUGCUGCUAGUUUCCGCCAAUAAACCUUAUUCUGUUAUGGCUGCA